UCUCAGCCCUCUUCAGGCGGAUUCUCAAGGCGAGACCGGAAGUGUGUUCAGUGUACUCUCAUCACGCAGAGGAAAGCACUGAGGUCAUCUGCUUCAAGCUGUACCUGAACCUGAACCUGAACCUUACCUGUGGUGAUUUAGCAAGAAACUGACAGGAUGUCUGGAGAUUUGCCUCUGAAUAUCAACAUUAAGGAACCACGAUGGGACCAGGGCACGUUUAUGGGCAGAGCCCAGCACUUCUUCAUGGUGACGGACCCCAGAAAUGUGCUGCUAUCCAGUGAGGUUUUAGAGGAUGCCAGAGUUACUGUGGAGAACUACAGGUUGGGAAUCAUAAAGCCUGGGCUAACAGAAGAUGAACUAUGGAGGGCCAAAUACAUCUACGACUCUGCUUUCCACCCAGACACAGGAGAGAAAAUGCUGCUAGUUGGACGCAUGUCUGCACAAGUGCCCAUGAACAUGACCAUUACGGGUUGCAUGCUUACCUUUUACAGGACAACCCCAGCAGUGGUGUUCUGGCAGUGGGUAAACCAGUCCUUCAACGCCAUCGUCAACUACACUAACCGCAGUGGAGACGCGGCAAUCUCCAUGAAUCAGCUUGGAGCAGCCUACGUUAGUGCUACAACUGGAGCUGUAGUAACAGCCCUUGGACUGAAGUCUCUGACCAAGCACUUGCCACCUAUUAUGGGGCGUUUUGUUCCAUUUGCUGCAGUGGCAGCAGCAAACUGUAUCAACAUACCCUUCAUGAGACAAAGAGAGCUGAAGUAUGGCAUUCCUGUUUCCGAUGCUGAGGGAAAACGUCUUGGAGAAUCAACUAAAGCGGCUCAGCAAGCCAUCGUACAGGUGGUGGUGUCUCGUAUCGGCAUGGCAGUGCCAGCCAUGGCUAUUCCUCCAGUUAUCAUGAAUGCCUUGGAGAAGAAAGCCUUCAUGAAGCGGUUCCCGGUUCUCAAUGCCCCUGUACAAGUUGGACUUGUUGGACUCUGUCUGGUGUUUGCCACUCCGCUGUGCUGUGCUCUGUUCCCACAGAAGAGUUCUAUGAAGGUGAGCAGCCUGGAGCCGGAGCUUCAAGAGAAUAUUCGACAAAGCAAUCCGAACAUCACUACGGUUUAUUUUAACAAGGGUCUGUAGAGAGGUCUAGGUUGCAGCCCAUGUUGAUGUCCUCCACUGCACUGGAUGUUGGUGGGCACAACUUAGAAUAUAUUUAUUUUUGUUUUGCUGUUAUAUAUAUUUUUUAAAUAUUUUACCCAUGUUAUUGAACUAUCCAAAAUGAAGGUUAGAACUUGCUGCUGGAUUUAGUUAAAGAUGCUUGAAUGUUAACUGCUGCAUUGCUUUACACCUCCAUCUUGGGAUGACCACACACACGUAGACUUAUUUACCAAUAUAUACAUUACUUUGAUUUAUAUUAGAUUAUCAUAGGCAUGUUGUAUGAUUAUUUAAUUUUUUUUUCACUUCUUGAUCUUUGGCUAGGAACUUUCUAAGAUUUCUAGGUUUGUGGCUCAAAUAUCAUUCAAAACUCUCCCGUUUGCGUUGUUACUAAAGACAGUUAAGGAAAUUGGGUUUUCAUCUUUAUUCUGCCACUUAUUUCCACCUUUCGUGCUCUACUGUGCCCAUGAAGUGCACUUACACAGUGAACGCAGUGUGCUUUACUAUGUACUACAAAAGAAACCCUGAAAUGUGCAAACACUCCUUCAUGAGCACAUCAACAACUAUCAGGUGACUAUCACUGAUAUCAUUUCCUGUACACCAUACUUCAUUAUUUCUGUUUAAGCCUUAUAUACCUGUGUGGUUUGAAGUCAUUGCAAAUGUCUUCAAGACAUUUGGUUGUGUAGAUUGUAGUUUGUGUACUGAAGAAAGGUCAAUCAUAUUUAUUGGAAUAUUUAAUACUUAUUAGUAUUUGUGAUUGUAGGAAUAAUUUCCCCAAAUAGAAUGUGUCUGGGCUUAAAGACAAGCACUAAAUAUCUCAAGCAGCAAGAGCAAAUGAUAAGAACAAAGUUUGCUCAUGUUCGAUAGAAAUCUGCUCGGUUGGAGUAUGAAGAAAAAGAUGCUUCAUAUGCUCUGCUUGAUCAUGUAUUACAUCUCAGACAUGUACAGUUAUGGGAACAACAAUCAGAUUUCUUUAUUGUUGUCAUGGGGGAAUCUAUUGUGUGUUUUAUUAAUAUAUAUAAUGAUGUCAGUUAUGGUGUCUGUAGUAUUUGAUAUAAGCAUUAGUUAGUUCACUAACCUCUGGUCCUGUAACUUGAGCACAGAUGAUCAAACUUGUUUUCCCUGAUGUGUUGUGGUAAUGUUACAGUGUGUAGUUUUUGUUGUCUGGUUCCUGAAGUUAACAAACCUUCACAGUGUUGUUUUUUUUGUUUUUUUGCCAUCAGACUCUAACAACUCUGCUUUUUGGGUGCAAUGGCACUUAGGCUUGUCAUCAUAUCCUCAGUAGAGAUCUGUUGUUUUUGACCUAGGCACUCCAUUGUAGGCAUAUAAUUUCGCCUAAUAUCUAAGCACAUUAAAUGUUACACAAGUAUGCUGUUGACAAAGGUAGCCCAGUUGAAAGCAGUCAAGGUUUGAUGCUUGCAAAUUCCUCCUUACUAUGAUGAAAGUAAAAAAAAAAAAACAUGUCUAGGUUUGAUAUAGAGACAUGUUGGAUCUGUUACGCAAACAUGACGUAUUUAAAUGACAUUUAUACAAAUCUGUCAGAUUUCUUCCCGGGAUGUCCUGUUACACCUAAUAUCACAGACUACUUCAGCCCCACCUAGUGUCAAGACCUGUUCUUCCUUUCAAAAUAUGCAGAGUACCAGCAAAGUUUGAUUACACGAUUAAUGCUCACAAGUGUCACAAUGCUUUAUGAUCAACAUAACACAGAAUUCUAAACUUAAACUGACAAGACGUUACACUCUCAGUACUGUCAUGGCAUCCUGAACCAGCUUACUGUCUGUAAUAUCAGCAAUACACCAGAUAAUUAACAAAAGUGGGGUUUCAAAAUAUUCCAUGAUUGUAAAUUGCACUAGACCCCUGACAAUGUUUAUAGGAUGUUAAACCAUAAUGUUGUAAUUGUACAGAUUUAAUAUCAUGUUAAUUAGCUUACAGUGAUCAUGUUAUUUUCUAUAUGCAGUUAUAACAUUAUGGUUGUCCAUUAAAUUGUCUUAUUUCAAAACAAAAUACAGACUGUCACACCAAACUAGACCUCACCAAAAGAAAAUUGAUUCACUGCACGUGUUUGAUGCUUAAGAGCACAAUUUAAUGAUCGGUCUACUUUAGUGUGAAAAGUGCAAUAAUUGGGUUGAUGUUACUUGCAUGUAAAGGACAGUUAUUCUAUAUUAUUAUUGUUGGUGCUUAUUGAUUUAUUUUUCCAGCAUUUUAUAUUGUUUUGUUGAAUCCUUGUCUGUAUUUUAUCUGGAACAAUGUAAUAAAGCUAUUAAACUAUG
Messenger RNA from Carassius auratus (goldfish), 3410 nucleotides. Its product is annotated as sideroflexin-1-like. Lineage: Eukaryota; Metazoa; Chordata; Actinopteri; Cypriniformes; Cyprinidae. Gene Ontology annotation, biological process: monoatomic ion transport; serine import into mitochondrion. Gene Ontology annotation, cellular component: mitochondrial inner membrane. Gene Ontology annotation, molecular function: monoatomic ion transmembrane transporter activity. The coding region runs from base 157 to 1125 and encodes 322 amino acids. The record is from RefSeq and is a predicted model, not a curated record. The transcript has 11 exons.